AAAAAGUAAAAUGAAAAAAGAAAAGAAAAGAAAAGAAAAAAAAAAAAAGAGUACUGAAUCCAAUGUAUAGUAAAGUUUUUAAAAGUUUUCGUGAAUAAAAGGUGGAAAAUUUAUAUCUUAGAAAAUAGAAAUAGAAAUAGAAAUAGAAAUAUAUAUAUAAGACGGUAAUCUUUUUGAAAUAUUUAUUUCUAACUUUAAUUACCCUUUUCCAUCAUCGGACAGCUACGCCCACUUUUAAAAGAACAACAGAGGUUAUUCGGUUAAUGCUCCUUUUGAUAUCGAUCGUACUUUGUUUUCUCUUCUCCAGGAAAUCGAUUCUCGUCUCAAGCGUUUUCUCCUAAAAGCUUCAUCAAAUCCACACUGUUUAUCAAUUCUGAGAAAUGGAUAAAGCCAGUGAAUGUUGUUCUACUCACCUCAUAGAUGGGGAGGGUACAUUUAAUGUUGCUGGAAUAGAAACUUUUAUGAAAGAAGUGAAGCUGGCUGAAUGUGGACUUUCUUAUGCCAUAGUUUCCAUUAUGGGUCCACAAAGUAGUGGGAAGAGCACACUAUUAAAUAAUUUGUUUAGCACCAACUUCAGAGAGAUGGAUGCUUUUAAGGGGAGGUCUCAAACCACUAAAGGUAUUUGGAUGGCAAAAUGCGCUGGUAUUGAACCUUGCACUCUUGUAAUGGAUUUGGAGGGUACUGAUGGAAGAGAACGAGGAGAGGAUGAUACUGCAUUUGAAAAGCAGAGUGCACUUUUUGCCCUUGCUGUUUCAGAUAUAGUUCUAAUAAACAUGUGGUGUCAUGACAUUGGCCGUGAGCAGGCUGCAAAUAAGCCGCUUUUGAAAACUGUAUUCCAGGUCAUGAUGCGAUUAUUCAGUCCACGUAAAACAACUUUAAUGUUUGUAAUACGUGAUAAAACAAGGACGCCUCUUGAAAAUUUAGAACCUGUUCUAAGGGAAGAUAUUCAGAAGAUAUGGGAUUCUGUUCCUAAGCCACAAGCUCACAAGGAAACUCCACUAAGUGAAUUUUUUAAUGUUGAAGUAGUGGCUCUUUCUAGUUAUGAAGAGAAAGAAGAGCAAUUCAAAGAGCAGGUGGCUGGCUUAAGGCAGCAGUUCUUCCAUUCUAUAGCACCUGGUGGGCUUGCUGGAGAUCGGCGUGGUGUAGUUCCUGCUUCAGGGUUUUCUUUUAGUGCACAACAAAUCUGGAAAGUCAUUAAGGAGAACAGGGACCUUGACCUUCCAGCCCACAAGGUCAUGGUGGCUACUGUGCGCUGUGAAGAAAUUGCCAAUGAAAAGUUUGCUUCUUUUGUUGCAAGUGAGGACUGGUGUGAACUAGAUGAGGCUGUACAAUCUCGUCCAGUGCCAGGCUUUGGGAAGAAGAUUAGUUUAAUUCUUGAAACUUUUCUGUCAGAGUAUGAUGCAGAGGCUACAUAUUUCGAUGAAGGUGUUAGAUCAGCAAAGCGAAAACAGCUGGAAGACAAAUUGCUGCAACUUGUCCAACCGGCCUACCAAUCCAUGUUGGGACACAUACGGUCUGGAACUCUUGAUAAAUUCAAAGACGCAUUUGAUAAAGCUUUGAAUGGAGGGGAAAGGUUUUCCAUGGCUGCUUGUGAUUGCACCGAGUCUUUCAUGACUCUAUUUGAUGAAGGAUGUGCAGACGCCGUCAUCGAGCAAGCAAACUGGGAUUCAUCUAAAGUAAGGGAUAAGCUUAAGCGUGAUAUAGAUGGACAUGUUGCUGCAGUUCGUACUGCCAAGCUGUCUGAACUUACUACCUUGUAUGAGACAACGUUGAACGAGGGACUAUCAGGACCUGUGGAAGCUCUCUUGGAUGGCGCUGGAGAUGAUUCCUGGCCAGCAAUAAGGAAACUUUUUCUGCGUGAGACUGAAUCAGCUGUUUCUGGGUUUUCUGCUGCACUUUCUGGUUUUGACAUGGAUGAACAAGCAAAGGAUAAAAUGCUUGCGAGUUUGGAGAACUAUGCAAGAGGAGUGGUUGAAGCAAAAGCAAAAGAGGAAGCUGGAAGAGUUCUGAUCCGCAUGAAGGACAGGUUUACAACAUUGUUUAGUUAUGAUUCUGACUCAAUGCCACGUGUCUGGAGUGGGAAAGAAGACAUUCGAGCAAUCACCAAAACUGCUCGUUCUGCAGCUUUGAAGCUGUUAUCUGUUAUGGCUGCAAUCCGUUUGGAUGAUGUUGCUGACAAUAUUGAGAAUACUUUAUCUGUUGCUUUGGUGGAUAACAGAAGUGGUGCUGUUACUAAUAAGAGCAGCACAUCAUAUGAUCCGCUAGCCUCAAGCACUUGGGAAGAGGUUCCAUUAUCAAAAACAUUGAUCACACCUGUACAGUGCAAAUCAUUGUGGAGACAAUUCAAGACAGAGACAGAGUACACUGUCACUCAAGCCAUUUCUGCUCAGGAAGCUAGCAAGCGUGGUAACAACUGGUUACCACCUCCAUGGGCAAUUGUUGCUUUGGUUAUCCUGGGGUUCAAUGAAUUUAUGACACUUUUAAGGAAUCCUUUGUAUCUAGGUGUAAUUUUUGUUGGUUUUCUUCUCUUAAAAGCGUUGUGGGUGCAGCUUGACAUCUCGGGUGAAUUCCGUAAUGGUGCUAUUCCUGGGCUUCUUUCCUUGUCCACCAAGUUCCUUCCUACUGUCAUGAAUAUUCUCAGAAAACUAGCAGAGGAGGGCCAAAAGCGAGCAACUUCUGAUCCUCAGAGAAACCCUAUGCCUACAUCAAGUAGUUUACAGAGUGGAGUGACCAAUAAUGGUGUUUUGUCAUCCAGUGGUUCAUCUGAGGUAACUUCAUCAGAAAAUGGAACUGAAUAUUCAAGCCCCUCAAUACAAGACAAAGUGAAGUAAGCUCUCUGUUUGGGGAGCAACUUUCUUAUGCUUGAUGAUGCUGGUGUUCUGCUCACUCUAAAUUAGGAUGCUUCGCGCAUACGGUUCAGUCAAUUUCUGUCUGAUUACAAGCACGCAAGAAGAAUGGAUUUUGAAGGCAUUAAUUUUUGUGUAGGCGCCGCAUACCGGAUUUGUUGUGAGAAGCCCGAUUAAUAGGUUUUCUUGUUUCAGCAUUUAGGUGUUCAGCUACUGUCUGGUUUGUGGGAUAAGUUAUAUAGCUCUUCCCAGUCCUACCCAAAUGGUUGUUGCUUCUGCUGGUUUUCCCUUCAAUUUUGAAUGUGAUAGCAUAAUGCCCAUGUUUGCUUAUAUUUCGAGGAAAAUUGUUUUAGAGUUCACGAGGCUCUUUGAAUUGUAUACAACUUACAUAUAUAUAUUUAAAGCUAGAUUUUUUGUGGA
Cornus florida is the source of this 3266-nucleotide messenger RNA. RefSeq names its product protein ROOT HAIR DEFECTIVE 3-like. Lineage: Eukaryota; Viridiplantae; Streptophyta; Magnoliopsida; Cornales; Cornaceae. Bases 381 to 2831 code for a protein of 816 amino acids. Gene Ontology annotation, molecular function: GTP binding; GTPase activity. The transcript has 23 exons. Gene Ontology annotation, cellular component: endoplasmic reticulum. Gene Ontology annotation, biological process: endoplasmic reticulum membrane fusion. The record is from RefSeq and is a predicted model, not a curated record.